AUGGGUCUUGAUCCCAAAACCCAUGAGGCAUUACCUUCAUAUGGGUUAGCCAAGCAAGCUCCAGCUUCACCAACAACUCGCCACAUGGUUCAGUGGGAAAGUGCUAGAGUUCAAGCUGAGGCAAGGCUUUCUAGAGAGUCAAUGUUUUUUAAUCCUUCUGGUGGAGUAGUGAAAUAUGAAUGUGAUCACUUCUUACGCAUUUGGCACUCUAAGAUUGGUGAAUCUUUCAGAAACAUUGCUUCAUGUGAUGAAUCAACUACUACUAGUCAAAGCCCUUGCUCGAGGAAAACAUCCUCCUCAUCUGCACUUGUAAAGAGCUCAACAAGUUCUUGUGUUGGGAAAGAGAAUGUUAUGGGGGUUCAUCAUGGCUCUGAUUCUUCUCCAUGGUCGAACAAUCUUGAAAAUGUUUCAUCAGACUCUUAUCUUCAACUUCUGCUUGAUUUCCCAAUAAGUGAUGAUGAUAUGAGUUUCUUGGAAGAGAACAUUGGUAGCUACACAUAG
Brassica napus (rape) is the source of this 501-nucleotide messenger RNA. Its product is annotated as transcription factor MYB17-like. The record is from RefSeq and is a predicted model, not a curated record. The coding region runs from base 1 to 501 and encodes 166 amino acids. Lineage: Eukaryota; Viridiplantae; Streptophyta; Magnoliopsida; Brassicales; Brassicaceae. The transcript has a single exon.